This is a messenger RNA of Oncorhynchus nerka (sockeye salmon), 3493 nucleotides long. Its product is annotated as protein LYRIC-like. Gene Ontology annotation, molecular function: transcription coregulator activity. Lineage: Eukaryota; Metazoa; Chordata; Actinopteri; Salmoniformes; Salmonidae. Gene Ontology annotation, biological process: regulation of transcription by RNA polymerase II; positive regulation of canonical NF-kappaB signal transduction; negative regulation of apoptotic process. The coding region runs from base 84 to 1532 and encodes 482 amino acids. Gene Ontology annotation, cellular component: nucleus. The transcript has 11 exons. The record is from RefSeq and is a predicted model, not a curated record.
CCCUCCCCCAGCUAGCAGCGGUAGCUAACAAGUUAGUGGUGCUAGCAGUGGCUAAGCUACAUGCUAGCUGGCGCUUUGAGAAGAUGGCAACGGACUGGCAAACUUCAGCUAUUGAGCAAGCCGAAUUGAUAUCCAGUCGUCUCAGAGAGCUGUUAUCCACCGGGGAGGGAUAUAUCCGAUCGGAGUUUGGGGUGGAAUUGGGACUUACGCCUGAGCUGUACCCGUCAUGGGCGAUUCUCUCCGCUGUGGCCGCGGUGGGGCUGCUGGUCCUGUCGUGGGCCGCGGUCUGUAGCGGACUCUUCGGUGGGAAAAAGCUAGGAGCUCCGGUUACACAAGACAGUGGUGAUUCCCUCAAGGCCCAAGUGAAUAAGAUUGUGAAGCCCGAGGCACAAAAUAAAAAGAGUAAAAAGAAAUCUACUGAAAAGAAGGCUCAGUAUAAUGGACGAACAGUUCCAGAGCCUCAGGAGGAAGUGACAGAAGAAAUGACCAAACCUUCCCCAGAGAUUACAGUUGAGGUGAAGAAAACCAAGAAGAAAGCCAAACCCGAGGUGAAACCAGCCAAGAGGGUUUCUGCUGGCGAUGGCAAAGAGCCUGAUGAUGGUGCGUGGGAGACUAAGGUGAGUAACCGGGAGAAGCGUCAGCAGAAGAGGAAGGAGAAGGGGUCUGACGGGUCAGGAAGCCCGGAGGGGGUGGCGGUACCUCACCGCCAGGUGGAACAGCCUCCUCUCACCGCCCCGGUCAACAGGAAGAACAGAGAGCCCUUGCACCUGAGGCCUGGGAAAGGAGAUUCUUUCACGACACCAGUGUCCACCAGCUGGAGAGAGGAGCCGUCAGUGAACGGUGGAGGGUGGCCAGAUAUCUCCAUGAAGCUGCCCACCCAUAUAUGCUCUUCAGAUGGAGAGAAGUGGCCGGCCAUCCCUAAAGGACCCCGACACUUGAACUCUGAACCCACCUGGAGACAGGACACUGAAGGGUCGUGGAGUGGGGUUGAUGGGAGGAUGAAGACUGAAAUAAACACAUUACCCUCUGUACUUGGACUGAAGACUAUAGAGCACAUCACCCAUCCUGCCUCUGAGCUGCAGUGGGAAUGCCCCUCUCCUUCUGAUGAGUGGUCAGGAUUAAGCGGUAUUGCAGCAGCGGACCCCAGCUCAGACUGGAACGCCCCUACAGAGCUUUGGGGGAACUAUGAGGGACCCCCGGUGGUAGAGGCCCCCGGCCCCCCGCCCCAGGACCCUGCACCCAACCACCCCCAGGGGGCACAGGGGUCAGACGAUGACAAGGAGAAGGAUGACUCUGCCGGGGGGGCUGCCAGGUCCAAGAAAAAGAAGAAGAGGAAGAAGAAAGCCGAGGAAGGUGGUCCUACAGGCCAGGUGACCUCUGACAGCAUGACAGUCACACCAGUGGAGAGUUCAGCACCAGCAGGGACCAAACAGUCCAUCUCCCAGCCGUCCUCACAGAAAAUAUCCGACCCGAGCUCCGAUGCUCCCAAGCCGUCCCAGAAGAAGAAGAGCCGGAAAGAGACAGGAAGUUAAGAAACAAGAACCCACAUGAAUUAUUAUGCAAAAGGAUUGUUCAAUGUGUUAUAAAUGCAAUCAAUAAUUUGCAAGUACAGACUUUUAUACAGAAUAGUUUGACUGUACUUUUUAAAUAUCCCCCAAAAAGAGAGAGAAAAGCUCAUUUAGCUGGGGACUGGUCCUAUCAGCCUAAUCUAACCUAUUUACACUAAAUGCUACACUGAAGUGGAAUAAGGGGUUUAGGAGGGAGGUUGUUAACUUGCGGUGAGGUAGAAGUUUGUGAAUUAUUCAAAAGUAGCCUGUGUACCGGAGUCCUCGCUAGCUAGCUGGUACAGUGUCGUCGUCCCCCCCCCCCCCCACCUCCUGCCUGUGUACCGGAGUCCUCGCUAGCUAGCUAGUACAGUGUCGCCCCCCACCUCCUGCCUGUGUACCGGAGUCCUAGCCAGCUAGCUAGUACAGUGUCCCCUCCCGCCUGUGUAUCAGAGUCCUAGCCAGCUAGCUAGUACAGUGUCCCCCCCACACCUCCUGCCUGUGUAUCAGAGUCCUAGCCAGCUAGCUAGUACAGUGUCCCCCCCACACCUCCCGCCUGUGUAUCAGAGCCCUAGCCAGCUAGCUAGUACAGUGUCGCCCCCCACCUCCCGCCUGUGUAUCAGAGUCCUAGCUAGCUAGCUAGUACAGUGUCCCCCCCCCCCACCUCCCGCCUGUGUACCGGGGUCCUAGCUUAAAUAUGGACCAAUUGAAGUAUAAAGAGGGGUGAAGAUAUGAAGUACUUAGACACCAGUAGAGACAGUAUGACAUGAAGUACUUAUAGACACCAGUAGCGACAGUAUGAGACAUGAAGUACUUCCAGACACCAGUAUGAGACAUUAAGUACUUCCAGACACCAGUAUGAGACAUGAAGUACUUCCAGACACCAGUAGAGACAGUAUGAGACAUGAAGUACUUCCAGACACCAGUAUGAGACAUUAAGUAUUUAGACACCAGUAGAGACAGUAUGACAGGAAGUACUUCCAGACACCAGUAUGAGACAGGAAGUACUUAGACACCAGUAGUAUUGUGCUCCGCUGUGUAUGAGAGGGUUCUUAUCUUAACCUCUCUUCUUCCAUCCUAUCUGGUGGGAAAAGGCCGUGCCAUAUGUACAGAACACAAGGGCUUUUCCUAAUGUGUCAUUUUUCUGGGAUUGAUUGCACUGUCAGGCUGGAUCUUAUAUGUUAUCUUUGUCUUUUCAUGAUUGUUUUUUUUUUAAAAGACCGUUUAGCAGAAUGUGAAGGUGUAAUUCCUGGUUGUGACUUUAGUUGGAAGUCAAUGUGCUGAUAAGGGAGGGGAGGUACUGAAGAUGAGACGACGUGUGGAGCAGCUUUAAUUCCAUGUCAGUCAUUUUAAAGGUAUCAGGAACUGAAUUGUAUUGCCUUAACCUGUAGUAUAUUAGUAUGUGCAUUUAUUUACAUCUCUUUUGUGAUAGUUUUCAGACCAAGGGCUGGAGAGUUACCACAUCCAUCCUCUUGCAAGUUUGGUUCUAAAAAAAAUGUCUUGACUGACGACCGUACUCAUACAGUAUGAUUUAAAGAAUGGGCGGGUUACUACUUCUGAUUGGUACUUUAUCACUCACUGUAUAUAGCCUUGAAUGAGCGGAAGGACUGGGCUUGAAGAUUUGAGGGCUGACAGCCUGCCUACGCUUUAGCUGAAAUCAAAUGGACUGUAAUUAUUGGUAGCUUUUGAGUGUGUAAAGAAGAGCGUUGCCGAAUGGAGGCUCUUAGCUCAGUGUUUUACAGCCCAUAGUUCUCUGUAGACUAGAUCAGUCAUGUCUGGUGGCGCUGCACUCACCUGACUCUCUCUGUUGAUCAUUAACCUUUUUAAAAGAUGAUUCAAUCAUGUAUUUAUACCUUCUCCUUUAGAAGAAUCAUUUAAGAAUGAUUUUGUUUAUGAAGAAAUGCAAUGAUUUUUCAAGGUUUGUUGAAAUAAAACAAUAUAACUCCUAA